GAUGUUUCUCGUGCUUCCCGUGUCGUCCUGAUAUACACUGAGGACAUGUGAUCAUCAGAGCAGAGAGCAGACAGACAGGAAGACAGACGGCCAGAGAGACGUCUGUCUGGACAUGGAUCAGCUGUUGGUGCUGGUGCUGUUGCUGUGGAGCUCAGGACUCCAGGCUGAAGGACAACAAGACUCAACAGAGCCUGUCAGGUUGGUGGGAGGAGACAGACGCUGUGCAGGAACACUGGAGCUGAAACAUCAGGGACACUGGAGACCAGUGGAGGACUCUGACUGGAACCUGAAGGAAGCAGCUGUUGCCUGCAGAGAGCUGGACUGUGGCUCUGCUGUUUCUGUAGGACGGAGAGAGGAGUCCUCAGAGAGACCUGUGUGGGAGAUCAACUCUCACUGUGUUCAGUCUGGAUCUGCUCUGAGGGAGUGUGCAACAUCAGAUACAUCAACCUUCAUUUUGAAUCUCACUUGCUCAGUCCACUUUGAAUCACUGAAUUAUUCUUUCAUCACAUCUUCUUAUUCUUUGUCUUCUCUCUCUGUCUUAUCUUCUAUCAUCUCUCCAGACUCUGUCAGGCUGGUGGGUGGGACUCGUCUGUGCUCAGGCAGACUGGAGGUGAAGUCUAACCAGUCUAACCAGUGGGGGUCCUCAGUGUGUGAAGCUGACUUUGACCUGCAGAAUGCAGAGGUGGUCUGCAGGGAGCUUGGCUGUGGGGCUCCUUCAGUCCUCCAGGGGGCGCUCUAUGGAGAAGUGGAGGCUCCAAUGUGGACCAAAGAGUUCCAGUGUGGAGGCCAUGAGUCUGCUCUCCUGGACUGUAGAAGCUCAGGCUCAGAUAGAAACACCUGCUCACCUGGCAAAGCUGUUGGACUCACCUGCUCAGAGCCUGUCAGGUUGGUGGGAGGAGACAGACGCUGUGCAGGAACACUGGAGCUGAAAAUCAGGGGACACUGGAGACCAGUGAUGGUCUCUGACUGGAACCUGAAGAAAGCAGCUGUUGCCUGCAGAGAGCUGGACUGUGGCUCUGCUGUUUCUGUAGAAAGGAGAGAUGAGUCCUCAUACAGAUCUGUGUGGAGGAUCCACUCUGACUGUGUUCAGUCUGGAUCUGCUCUGAGGGAGUGUGCAAGAUCAACUAGAUCGCCCUCCAUUUUUAAUCUCACCUGCUCAGACUCUGUCAGGCUGGUGGAUGGGACUCGUCUGUGCUCAGGCAGACUGGAGGUGAAGUCUAACCAGUCUAACCAGUGGUGGUCCUCAGUGUGUGAAGCUGACUUUGACCUGCAGGAUGCAGAGGUGGUCUGCAGGGAGCUUGGCUGUGGGGCUCCUUCAGUCCUCCAGGGGGCGCUCUAUGGAGAAGUGGAGGCUCCAAUGUGGACCAAAGAGUUCCAGUGUGGAGGCCAUGAGUCUGCUCUCCUGGACUGUAGAAGCUCAGGCUCAGAUAGAAACACCUGCUCACCUGGCAAAGCUGUUGGACUCACCUGCUCAGAGCCUGAUGCUGUCAGGUUGGUGGGAGGAGACAGACGCUGUGCAGGAACACUGGAGCUGAAACAUCGGGGACACUGGAGACCAGUGGAGGACUCUAACUGGAACCUGAAGAAAGCAGCUGUUGUCUGCAGAGAGCUGGACUGUGGCUCUGCUGUUUCUGUAGAACAGAGAGAGGAGUCCUCAGAGAGACCUGUGUGGAGGAUCUACUCUCACUGUGUUCAGUCUGGAUCUGCUCUGAGGGAGUGUGCAGCAUCAGAUACAUCAACCUCCAUUUUGAAUCUCACCUGCUCAGACUCUGUCAGGCUGGUGGGUGGGACUCGUCUGUGCUCAGGCAGACUGGAGGUGAAGUCUAACCAGUCUAACCAGUGGGGGUCCUCAGUGUGUGAAGCUGACUUUGACCUGCAGGAUGCAGAGGUGGUCUGCAGGGAGCUUGGCUGUGGGGCUCCUUCAGUCCUCCAGGGGGCGCUCUAUGGAGAAGUGGAGGCUCUAAGGUGGACCAAAGAGUUCCAGUGUGGAGGCCAUGAGUCUGCUCUCCUGGACUGUAGAAGCUCAGGCUCAGAUAGAAACACCUGCUCACCUGGCAAAGCUGUUGGACUCACCUGCUCAGAGCCUGUCAGGUUGGUGGGAGGAGACAGACGCUGUGCAGGAACACUGGAGCUGAAACAUCAGGGACACUGGAGACCAGUGAUGGUACUCGACUGGAACCUGAAGAAAGCAGCUGUUGUCUGCAGAGAGCUGGACUGUGGCUCUGCUGUUUCUGUAGGACGGAGAGAGGAGUCCUCAUUCAGACCUGUGUGGGAGAUCGACUCUGACUGUGUUCAGUCUGGAUCUGCUCUGAGGGAGUGUGCAGAAUCAACUAGAUCAACCUCCAUUUUGAAUCUCACCUGCUCAGACUCUGUCAGGCUGGUGGGUGGGACUCGUCUGUGCUCAGGCAGACUGGAGGUGAAGUCUAACCAGUGGGGGUCCUCAGUGUGUGAAGCUGACUUUGACCUGCAGGAUGCAGAGGUGGUCUGCAGGGAGCUUGGCUGUGGGGCUCCUUCAGUCCUCCAGGGGGCGCUCUAUGGAGAAGUGGAGGCUCCAAGGUGGACCAAAGAGUUCCAGUGUGGAGGCCAUGAGUCUGCUCUCCUGGACUGUAGAAGCUCAGGCUCAGAUAGAAACACCUGCUCACCUGGCAAAGCUGUUGGACUCACCUGCUCAGAGCCUGUCAGGUUGGUGGGAGGAGACAGACGCUGUGCAGGAACACUGGAGCUGAAACAUCAGGGACACUGGAGACCAGUGAAGGACUUAUAA
Messenger RNA from Cottoperca gobio, 2764 nucleotides. RefSeq names its product scavenger receptor cysteine-rich type 1 protein M130-like. Gene Ontology annotation, biological process: zymogen activation. The record is from RefSeq and is a predicted model, not a curated record. Gene Ontology annotation, cellular component: plasma membrane. Gene Ontology annotation, molecular function: serine-type endopeptidase activity. NCBI's taxonomy places the organism in Eukaryota, Metazoa, Chordata, Actinopteri, Perciformes, Bovichtidae.